AUGGAAAAGCUUUGUGCUUCUGUGAUCACUCUUGGAUUCCUUGUUAUAUUAUUUCAGGGAGGAACUGUGACAUGUAUGAGGAGUGAAGACGGGUUAGAGGAAUGGGGAUACGUACAAGUCAGACCCAAAGCCCAUUUGUUCUGGUGGCUUUACAGAAGUCCACAUAGAGUGGAGAAUCCAUCAAAGCCAUGGCCAAUCCUUCUCUGGUUGCAGGGAGGACCAGGCUCUUCAGGAAUUGGGUUUGGAAAUUUCGGAGAAAUUGGCCCUUUGGAUGUCAAUUUGAAACCCCGAAAUUUCACUUGGUUGAGAAAAGCAGAUCUCUUGUUUGUGGACAACCCAGUUGGAACUGGGUACAGUUACGUGGAGGAUUCUAGUCUUUAUGCCAAAACAGAUGAAGAAGCAGUCAAUGAUUUGACUACAUUGUUAGCUGAAUUAUUCAACAAUGAUUUGAGCCUCCAAAAGAGUCCUCUGUUCAUUGUGGCAGAGUCUUACGGUGGCAAAUUUGCUGUCACUCUUAGAUUAUCAGCUCUAAAAGCUAUUCAUAAAGGAACAUUGAAGCUUAAACUUGGAGGAGUGAUAUUAGGAGACAGCUGGAUCUCACCAGAAGAUUUUGUAGCCUCAUGGGGUCCUCUGCUUAAAGACCUCUCGAGACUUGACGACAAUGGAUUGAAAAAAGCAAACAGUAUUGCCGAGAGGAUCAAGCAGCAACUUGAGGCUGGUCAAUUUGUUGAUGCGACAUACUCAUGGGGUGAACUUGAGAAUGAGAUUAGUGCUAGCAGCAACUCUGUGGAUUUCUAUAAUUUUCUAAAAGAUUCGACAAGUGAUUCAGAAACCUUAAAUGAAAUGGAGCUUGGAUUAUUUAAAGAAGUGGCGAUGAUGCGGUACUCCAAGUAUCUUACUUCAAAAACUUCAUCUCUACUUGGUGGUGAGGAGGACGAUCUUGAAAGAUUAUUAAAUGGUGUCAUAAAGAAUAAGUUAAAGAUCAUUCCUGAGAAUGUUACAUAUGUGGUGCAGUCUGUGGAUGCUUUCGAUAAUCUUCUAGCUGAGUUUAUGAAGCCAAAAUUUACUGAGGUUGACGAACUUCUGGCUCUUGGGGUCAAUGUGACUGUGUAUAAUGGGCAACUUGAUCUCAUUUGUGCAACCAAGGGAACUGACGCUUGGCUCAAGAAACUCAAAUGGGAAGGGCUUCAAAAUUUCUUGGGGAAAGAGAGAACCCCUCUCUACUGUGGAAAUGACAAAACCACCAAAGGCUUUUUUAAGUCACACAAAAACCUACAAUUCUAUUGGAUCCUUGGAGCUGGUCAUUUUGUACCUACUGAUCAACCCUGCGUAGCACUAGACAUGGUGGGUGCAAUUACACAGUCGCCAGCUGAGUGAAGUUAGCAUGUAUAUGCUCAAUAAAUAAAUAAA
This is a messenger RNA of Abrus precatorius (Indian licorice), 1410 nucleotides long. Its product is annotated as serine carboxypeptidase-like 51. Gene Ontology annotation, biological process: proteolysis. The transcript has 13 exons. The coding region runs from base 1 to 1377 and encodes 458 amino acids. The record is from RefSeq and is a predicted model, not a curated record. Gene Ontology annotation, molecular function: serine-type carboxypeptidase activity. NCBI's taxonomy places the organism in Eukaryota, Viridiplantae, Streptophyta, Magnoliopsida, Fabales, Fabaceae.